This is a messenger RNA of Iphiclides podalirius (scarce swallowtail), 312 nucleotides long. The record is from the annotation of a GenBank genome assembly. Lineage: Eukaryota; Metazoa; Arthropoda; Insecta; Lepidoptera; Papilionidae.
AUGGUUGCUCUGCCUAUGGAUAUACUAAUGAAGUAUAAAGUAAGCCAAGAAGAAGUUUUAAGAGAAAUUGAUAGUGAAAAUAUGAGAAAUGUUGCUUUUGAAGUUGCCAGUAGAGCAAAUAGUCACUUAGAAAAGGCACGGCGAAUUAACGUACCGAUAAUAGCGAAUCAAAUCUUUUUACCUGCAAUUGCAGUUGAUACUUUUUUAGUUAAACUGCAAAAGAAUAAUUUCAACUUGUUUGAAAAAUCAUUGCAUCAUGGUAGUACAACUUUGCCAUUCAAACUAUACUAUAAGAGACUCUUGAAUAAAUAC